Molecule: messenger RNA, 1203 nt
Organism: Mya arenaria
Lineage: Eukaryota; Metazoa; Mollusca; Bivalvia; Myida; Myidae
Product: sarcoplasmic calcium-binding protein-like
Exons: 3
Coding region: 162-707 (181 amino acids)
Molecular function (GO): calcium ion binding
Source: RefSeq, a predicted model, not a curated record
UUUUGAGCACAUGCGCAAGGAUUUGAGCUCGUGCCCAGCGGAACAACGGCCACUCUCAUAAAAGCAGGCGACACGACAGAAGGCUCACUUGUUCUCUUGUGUGAAAAUUCGAUUGGUCUUGGACUCAUUUCUCGUGUGGAAAAGACAACUAACUAAAGACGAUGGCCAACGAGUUCUUGAUGACCAAAUGGCGUCUCUGGUAUCAAUCUCUUGACGUCAACCAUGAUAAAGUGAUAUCCCUUGAUGACGUCGAGGAAUCUCGGAAGAAAUUUUCUGAGCUUCAUCAUCUUAGCGCUGAAGAGAAGGAAUCAACCAUGAAAAGCAUUGAGCAAUGGUGGGAAAAGUACAUCUUUCGAGGCAGUUCAGGACAAGAAAUAACACAGGAGCAGUUCUUGAACCGACUGAACGCCGAAUUCAAAAGCAACAAAGAAAAGUUUAUUAAAGACAAGAGGGAUUGUUUUUCCACUAUCUUAGGAGUGAUCGAUAUCAACCAUGACAAGUUUAUCGAUCAGGAUGAGUUUGUCUUAUGUUUUCGCGCUUACGGUCAUGAAAAUUUAACCGCCGAUACCGAUUUCUUUAAUGCAUACAAACCGGUCGAUGGUAAAGUUCCGGUGAAAGUGAUCGUAGAUAGUUGGACGGAUUUUUUGAGCAGCGAAGAUUCAUCUAAGGAGUCAAUUGAGAAAAAAGCCUUUGAAUCGGGUGUUUAAUCUUAAACAUUAUUAACAAGAAACCAAGUAAAAGUUUUGUCAUAGACAAUAUGAAUUUUUAUAACGUAAUUCAUCAAUUUCAUUAUCCUUGGUCGAAUAAGAACCAAAAAUCGGCAGCCGCUUUCAGUGAUAUCGAAAAUAAUUUAGUUUGGACUUAUUUUUUGAAACAAACUAUGGUUCAACGAUAAAGUUAAAGUAAUCUUCUCAUUGUAUGGUCAGUGUUUACACUAAAAAACUAUAAGGUUUGAACAGUAAAGAAGUAUAAACCCGCCACCGUCCAUCCCUCUCCCAUCCCUGACAAAAAAAAAUGUUCUCGUUAUGAAUCGAUUUAUCCGCUAUUGUAGCGGUCAUUUUUUGGUCUUACCAAACAUGUGUACAAAUUAACCAAAUGUUGCAUUUUUAACCUCUAUUUGAUCUUUAUGUGUUGCAAUGUCAAAACGAUCUGAUUGUUUUGUUGUUUGGUAGACAUUAUUAGUUAUUAAAUUAUCAGAAACUC